CACGCACUUUCCGGAAUCGACACGCAUGCGCACUGGCCGCUUUACUACUGAACCGAACUGUUGCUCGGUAACUACCGGGAAUUAGCGGCUUUUCUCGACCACAUUUGAACGCUAAUCACUGCCAGAGGAGUCAAAGCGCAACAUUCAUGUGUUCACCGAGAGGAUUUCAAUCGCAGGACGACUGAUAAAACACGGAGGAUGGCUCUAUCAUUGACGCAUUCGUCCCAGAUGUAACUAGCCGAACGGACAUGCCACGUCUCCUCAGCUCACCUGAACACGUGUGAAAGCCCCUGAUGGUGAUGACGAUGACGAAGGUGACGAUGCCUUGAAACAUGACGUCAUGGAGGAAUACACCUGUACGGAGAAGCAGCUGCCAGUGAAGGUCUGAUUCGUCCGCAUCGCCUCUUCCUCUUCCUCUUCAUCUUCAUCCACUCCUGCAAUGGGAAGGAUUAGCAUUUCCUGCCUGUUUCCAGCAUCCUGGCACUUCAGCCUGUCUCCGGUGGUUCUGCCGCGCUUCCUGUUGCCUUCCUUCAGGCAGCUGCUGCUGCUGGGUCUGCUGGCCGGUGUGAUGGGGCUGCUGUACCUGCUGCUGGUCACGGGGAAGGGCCAGUACAGCUGGUUACGAGAGGACAGGCACAUCCACACGCGUUUGGGUCGGGUGCCGGACAUGGAGGCCACGGACACUAAUAACCCCAACCUGAACUACGGGCUGGUGGUGGACUGUGGCAGCAGUGGCUCCCGCGUGUUUGUGUACACCUGGCCUCGGCACAACGGCAACCCGCACGAGCUGCUGGACAUCAAACAGAUGCGAGACAAGCACAGGAAGCCGGUCGUGAUGAAGAUCAAGCCAGGUAUUUCCGAGUAUGCAUCCACCCCAGACCAGGCCAGCGACUACAUCAGCCCUCUGCUGAGCUUCGCCGCUCAGCACAUCCCUAAGAACAAGCACCAGGAAACGCCUCUCUACAUCCUGUGCACCGCAGGCAUGCGAGUCCUGCCUGAAAGCCAACAGGAGGCCCUGCUGGAGGAUCUGCGGACUGACAUUCCUGUCAACUUCAACUUCCUGUUCUCUGACUCCCACGUGGAAGUUAUCUCAGGCAAACAGGAAGGAGUAUAUGCAUGGAUAGGCAUCAACUUUGUUUUGGGACGAUUCAAUCAUGUUGAGGAUGAGCACGAGGCCGUGGUGGAGGUGCAGGUUCCCGGGAGUGACCAGCAGGAGACGCUGGUGCGCAAGCGUACGGCCGGCGUGUUGGACAUGGGCGGCGUCUCCACUCAGAUCGCAUACGAAGUGCCCAAAACUGUAAGCUUUGCUUCUCCACAACAGGAAGAGAUAGCCAAGAAUUUGCUGGCGGAGUUUAACCUGGGCUGCGACGCUCACCGAACAGAACACGUGUACCGUGUUUACGUAUCAACGUUUUUGGGUUUCGGUGGAAAUGCGGCCCGCCAGAGAUACGAGGAAAACCUCAUCAGCAACACGCAAAUCCAAAACAAGCUGCUGGGUCAGCAUCAGGGAGAGAGCGCAGACUCGCCCAUCCUCGACCCCUGUCUGCCAGCCGACCUCCAGGACGAGGUGGGUCCUCAGGACCAGAGAGUCCACCUGAGAGGCAUCGGAGACUUCGACCGCUGCCGUCUGCUGCUCCAGCCGUUCCUCAACCGCACCAACGACACCAACACGUCUCUGAACGGAGUCUACCAGCCCCCCAUCGACUUCACCAACAGCCAGUUCUACGGCUUCUCUGAGUUCUACUACUGUACUGAAGAUGUUCUGCGAAUGGGAGGAGACUACAACUCCACCAAGUACUCCAACGCUGCUAAGAGUUACUGUGCCACCCAGUGGAAGACUUUGAAAGAGCGGUUUGAUCGAGGACUUUACGCCUCGCAUGCUGAUCAGCAUAGACUCAAGUAUCAAUGCUUUAAGUCUGCGUGGAUGCAUGAGGUGCUCCACUCAGGUUUCGCGUUUCCGGCGGCCUACGAGAAUCUCAGGACAGCCCUGCUGGUGUAUGACAAAGAAGUGCAGUGGACACUAGGAGCCAUUUUGUACCGCACACGAUUUCUACCUCUAAGGGACAUCCAGCAGGAGAGUCUGAAGGGCUCUCACUCUCACUGGCAUCACAGCUUCUCCUUCAUGAACAACCACUAUCUGUUCCUGGCCUGUUUUCUGGUGGUGGUUUUGUCCAUCCUCCUCUACCUGCUCCGUCUGAGACGCAUACACAACCGCUCCGCGCUCCUCCGCGGGGCCUCCGCUUCCGUCCAGUGGCUGGAGGAGGGCCUGGGUUCGCCGGACCUCCCCGUUACCCUAUAGGGCCGGGACCCUGUCAAUCAAACAAACACGCUUUCGGAUCCUGUCAAGUCUGUCUCCUACAAUCAUCACGCCGGUUUUUGCGUUCGUUUGCGAGGGUUUCCACACGAGCUUUGGUGUAACGUGAAGACGGGAAGGACCGUCUGACCGCCUCUGAUCAGCUGAUGAUGUUUGGGUGUUUAUUUAUUAAUUGUCUGAGGGACGCUGAGCCUGCCUUUGGAUUUUCAAUGUGACCCGAGUGUGGUUUAUGUGUGUCCGUAAUUCGACAAGGUUCCGUCGCCUCGGCCCGAGACUGUACGCAUAAUUGAACAUUUAUUAAAUGUUUUGGUUGUGCCAAAGAAAAACAGAGUGAGAUUGGUUUAAACGGUGAAUAUUAAAUGGUUUUUACCACCAGAACUUUUUUUUUUGUUGUUGUUUAAUACAAUAGAAACUCAUGUCUUGGGAUUUUUGGACACUGAAGUUGGACUGCGGCGAAUUUCUAAGAUGAUUCAAGUUCACUUUUUCCCCACCUGAGACACCUUUCUUUGAAUGACAUUUCCAUUACAGCACUCCAUGUAGAGAGAGGAGAGUAUGGCUCAUAUUUUUUUUAUUCUCGUUAAAGGUGGAUAUUUUCGAUGGUAAAUAUUACAGUGUUACGGAGUCUGCUUUAUCACCGCUACUGCUUAUUUCCUGUCUGUGAGUGUGUGUGUGUGUGUGUGUGUGUGUGUGUGUGUGUGUGUGUGUGUGUGUGUGUGUGUGUGUGUAUGCGCGCCUUGAUUUCGUUAUUUUUCUUUUUCCUGUCUAUGACUUCACAUUGGGGGCGGAGCUGUAAAUGUUAUUAUUUAAACUUGCUCUGUGACGAGAAUCAGUGCAAUAUAUUUGGGGGUGAACACAUCUGUGAGUUCCAGCUCGCUAAAACAUAAAAAACGGUCAUGUUCUUCCAAACCCGUGCAGCCAAAACCAAUUGUGAUGAAUGUAUCAGUCACUCGUUUGCAUAGAGCUACGCUGAAUUAGGAUCACCGUUAAAAAAACAAAACUUUUUGUGUACUGUAUUCUGAAGCCAAACAAUAGCUUAGUUUGAGUAAGAGUCCUCAUUCGCUGUAUUGAAAAUAAGUGAGUAAAAAAAAAAUCUGAUGGGUUUGGAAUAACAUGAUGAUGAUAACUAUCACUUAAAGGGACAGUUCACGUAAAAAUUCAUUUUCUCACCGUGAGUUUCUUUCCCAUGUAUUUUGAUGAAUGCGUGUAACCAAACAGUUGCCGGUACCCAUCGACUUCUAUAAUAGCUUUUUUUUUUUUUUUUUUUUUUUGUGGCUGUGAAUGGGGGACCAGCAACUCGAGGGCGAGUAAAUAAUGACGGCGUUUUUACGUUUUGGUUAACUAUCCUUUAAAUUAAUUUUCUGUUGUGUGAAGAUAACAUUACUGUGCAUUUAAAAUGUUUUCGGGGCUUAUUUAGGACGCGUCGUGACAGGACGCCGUUGACAGAUGUUGCACCUGAAAGCCGUUUGGGAUUGAAUUUGUACGCUGUCCCGAUCGAAUGUGUGGGUCCGUGUGUUUCAGUGCGAAUGCUCGCCGAAGGAACCCCUCUGCUGCGGGGUUGAUGUUCACGUCUCUCUUUGAAGAGUCAGUCACUGCUGUAUAAUGUCGGUGUUUGUCAAGCACAGGUACCAUGUUCUCACAACACCCUUAAAACAAGUUUGCACGCAAAACAUCAGUUCCUUCGAUAUUGCUGUUGUCAAAGAUAAAGAGAAAUUAAGAAUCAAAA
Molecule: messenger RNA, 4037 nt
Organism: Puntigrus tetrazona (Sumatra barb)
Lineage: Eukaryota; Metazoa; Chordata; Actinopteri; Cypriniformes; Cyprinidae
Gene: entpd4
Product: ectonucleoside triphosphate diphosphohydrolase 4
Exons: 13
Coding region: 440-2299 (619 amino acids)
Biological process (GO): nucleoside diphosphate catabolic process
Cellular component (GO): membrane
Molecular function (GO): nucleoside diphosphate phosphatase activity
Source: RefSeq, a predicted model, not a curated record